GCCAUUUUAGAAAGCGCCCGGACGGGGCUGCGCUCCUCCCAGCGGGGGCGCGGCGCUCUGCAGCCGUCCGUCGGCACGGCUCGGCCUGACCUCCGCCGGCUGCCGUAGGCUGAGCGCGGGGACAUGGCGGCGGCGGUGGUGCGAGGGGCUCUGGCGGGGAUGCUCCGGCCGCUGGCGCGCUGGGCCCCGCUGGCUGCGGGGCGAGCUGCGUCCGUCCGGUGUUGCCACGGCCGAGCGCGGGCUGCGGCUGUGCUGGCGAAACCGCUGUCCCUCAGGAACGUGCCCGGCGGGGCCCCCCCCGCGCUGCUCAGCAGACUCACACCUCUACUUCCAAGCAUACUUCAGCAGCCGGUGAGGCCCCUCACGUAUUGUGGCUUACGGAAGGGGAAGAGGAAGAGCGUGAAAGCCGUCGUGAAGAGGUUUCUCCGACUGCACAAUGGUCUUUGGGUUAGGAGAAAGUCUGGUUACAAGAAGAGAUUGUGGAAGAAGUCUACUGCCCAGAAGAAGCGCUUGAGAGAGUUUGUGCUGUGCAAUAGAACACAAUGUAAACUCCUAGAUAAAAUGACCACUUCUUUCUGGAAAAGAAGAAAUUGGUAUGUUGACGAUCCCUACCAGAAGUAUCACGAUCGCACCAAUCUUACUGUGUAAAAUCUGUAUUUUUUUUUUAAUAAAUAAACUUAUGCAUCUCACCUGCUGAGAAUGAUGGCCCGGAAUAAAGGAAUACUAAAGACUA
Messenger RNA from Numida meleagris (helmeted guineafowl), 733 nucleotides. It is a transcript of the gene MRPL35, whose product is annotated as mitochondrial ribosomal protein L35. The record is from RefSeq and is a predicted model, not a curated record. NCBI's taxonomy places the organism in Eukaryota, Metazoa, Chordata, Aves, Galliformes, Numididae. Gene Ontology annotation, cellular component: mitochondrion; ribosome. The coding region runs from base 124 to 648 and encodes 174 amino acids. The transcript is spliced from 4 exons. Gene Ontology annotation, biological process: translation. Gene Ontology annotation, molecular function: structural constituent of ribosome.